Molecule: messenger RNA, 900 nt
Organism: Parascedosporium putredinis
Lineage: Eukaryota; Fungi; Ascomycota; Sordariomycetes; Microascales; Microascaceae
Source: the annotation of a GenBank genome assembly
AUGAUGGCGUGGGUGUCGACCUCGGAGGACCUAGAGGGCGGAGGCACCGAGUUUCCGCUGCUGCCGGCGCCCGUGCGGCCCGCCGCGGAGGUGGUGGAGGAUGGUCAGGACGCGGCAGCGGCGGCGGCGGCGGCAGCGGCAGCGGCGGCGGCAGCGGCAGCGGCGGUAGCACCCACGGCGGAGGAGAAGUUUUGGUGUCGCUUCUGGAGUGUGGGGAGGACGGCAGGGUUUAGCGGCGAGGCGGAACCCCAGGUUGUCCCUCAACGAGAGACUCAUCGUUAUUUCGUCUACAACCACGCCUCUCUCGCUGGCCAACAGACGCUCUUUGCGCAGCUAUGGAAGGAGUACAGCCUCUCUGAUUCGAGGUACCUCACCUCGGAUCCCUUCAUGAUCUCGGUCGAGACCAUUACGGUGCUUGUGUGGGGGCCUCUGUGCUUCUUCUCGGCCUGGUGCAUCAUACGAGAUAGCACUAUCCGACACCCAGUCCAGAUGAUGGUCUGCAUGGGCCAUCUCUAUGGCGUGGCCCUCUACUAUGCCACCAGCACUGCCGAGCAGUACUACCAUGGUAACGCCCACAGCAGGCCCGAGCCGCAAUACUUUUGGCUCUACUACGUGGGAUUCAACUUACCAUGGGCCAUUAUCCCGAGUAGUGAGUACACGCUUCGUUCGCCUCGCUUGAACUCCCCCACCCCCACCCCUUCUAAGGAACUCGUGUUAACCUGCCUAUCAGUUCUCCUGCUGCGAAGCAUUCGUGCUAUGAGGGCGGCCUUCGCCAUGUUGGGCAGAGUCCAGGGUCUGCUGACUGAGCUUCGGGGUAAUAUCCACGAUAUCAAACAGCGCGAUCACUCGGAAGGGGACGUUGCUACAGCCAACAGCGACGAGGAUGAUGUGUCUAGUUAG